Arabidopsis lyrata subsp. lyrata is the source of this 961-nucleotide messenger RNA. RefSeq lists its product as uncharacterized. NCBI's taxonomy places the organism in Eukaryota, Viridiplantae, Streptophyta, Magnoliopsida, Brassicales, Brassicaceae. The coding region runs from base 96 to 764 and encodes 222 amino acids. The record is from RefSeq and is a predicted model, not a curated record. The transcript has 2 exons.
UAGAUCUACUGAAGUGCAUAUUCUCUUCAGAUACUCCCUUGACUGAUGUGUUCUUAACGAAAGAGAGACCAUGUGUCAUUUCGAAGGUGCUUAACAUGCCAAAUCUAGAAGAAUCUGGAGGUGUAGUUCAAUCAAACAUAGUAAUGUCUGUCAGUGUGUUCACCAGAAAACAGGACAAGAAGGUUCUCUAUAUUGAAAGUGAAAAAGACUUCGUUGAUCUUCUUUUCACUUUCCUGGUUCUCCCUCUGAAUUCUGCAUGGAAAUUAGCUGGAAGCAAUCUCGUGCUAGGAUGCAUCAAUAACUUGUGUGAAAGCUUCAAUAGCUUGAGCUCUAUUGAAGGGAGCAAUGCAUUCAAUAGCAGAUGUGUGCUUCCUUGGUAUUAUAGUUGCCAACAACCUCUGCUUGAUGUUUGUUAUGCCGAACGUGAUAAGGAUUUAUCAUUGGCUACAUACCCAUAUACACAUAAACCGAUGGAUCCACGAUGCGAUAAAACUGCUGAAGUUGGAGUGUGUAGUGGGUUUGUGAAGAGAGGCACAACGUUUAUGGUCUCAGAUGAUCUUACUAUCAAACCUAUGGAUUUAUCAUCAACCAUUUGCUCACUGAAGAAGUGGAACAUGGACUUGGAUGAUAUAGAGGAGCAAGUAAUUAACAUUAGCAAAGCAGAGGCUAUCAGACUAUUGAGAGCCUCAUUCGUGACUUCCACUGCCUUGAACACAGUUUUCGAGAGCUUACUCCAAAAGAAACCGAAAGAAGAGAAAGUCUAAGGCAUCAUUCCAUGCUUCUGUUGAGCAGAUUGAUUUCAAUUUAAGAUUUUGUUAAUUUCUUUGUUAUUCAACAGUAAUGUUUCUCAACUUUCAGUCUUAAUAUGUUUUUGCUUGAUUUCAAGUGUUAUCAUUUCUGAAUAAUAACAUAAUAGAUUAUCUAGACAGACUGACAAUAUUGGUAAAUAAUGCUAAGCCAG